UGUCUGAUAUCUGCUCUACUGAACCUGGAGAGAGAACAUCAUCUGGUCUGAAAGCAGACCUGUCUGAUAUCUGCUCUACUGAACCUGGAGAGAGAACAUCAUCUGGUCUGAAACCAGACCUGUCUGAUAUCUGCUCUACUGAACCUGGAGAGAGAACAUCAUCUGGUCUGAAACCAGACCUGUCUGAUAACAGCUCAGCUGAAUGGUGCUUCUCUAUUGAAUAGUUUAGACUCCCAGGACUUUAAAGAACUUCUAAACAGCUCCAGAUGCUGGCAUCUCCAUCCCCAUCGUCGUCAGGUCAAUUGUCGCAGCUUGGUGCCAGUUUAUACGGGCCACAAAGUGCCCUAGGGUUCCCUAUGAGGGGCAUGAGCAACACCACUGCUCAGUUGAAUCGUAGCUUACCACAGGGCAACCAGCUACCGAGCCAUGUUACCCCUGCCACUGGAGUCGCCCCCACAAUGUCCCUCCAUACUCCUCCCUCGCCAAGCAGGGGCAUCCUACCCAUGAACACGCGGAACAUGAUGAGCACCCCUCAGCAGGUGGGGCGCCAGGAGGUCAUGGUGGGGGGCAUGCCUAGUGGGGGCAGGACCAACAGCCUGGGCAGCUCGGGCCUGGGCAGCUCGGGCCUGGGCAGCCCCAACCGUGCCUCUCCCAGCAUCAUCUGCAUGCCCAAGCAACAGCAGUCACGGCAACCUUUCACCAUCAACAGUAUGUCGGGGUUUGGAAUGAACCGGAAUCCAUCGUUCGGGAUGAACAACUCGUUACCCAGCAACAUCUUCAAUGGAACAGACGGGAGUGAAAACGUGACGGGUCUGGACUUGUCAGACUUCCCAGCGUUAGCAGACCGGAGUCGGAGGGAAGGAGGUGGAAACCCCACUCCUCUCCUCAACCCACUGGCUGGGAGGGCUCCUUAUGUUGGAAUGGUCACCAAACCCUCAAACGAACAGUCCCAAGACUUUUCCAUCCAUAACGAGGACUUCCCUGCACUGCCUGGUCCCAACUACAAGGACGCCACGUCGAACAACGACGACAGCAAAACGAAUCUAAACUCUUCAGGUAAGACUUCCAGCAGCACAGACGGGCCCAAGUUCCCCGGGGACAAGAGCUCAACAGCCCAGAACAACAACCAGUUGAAGAAAGGCAUACAGGUGUUACCAGACGGUCGCGUGACGAACAUUCCCGGGGGCAUGGUAACAGACCAGUUUGGGAUGAUUGGCUUGUUAACGUUCAUCAGGGCAGCGGAGACAGACCCGGGCAUGGUGCACCUAGCACUGGGCAGUGACCUGACAACACUAGGACUCAACCUCAACUCGCCAGAAAACCUGUACCCCAAGUUUGCAUCACCCUGGGCGUCAGCACCGUGUCGACCCCAGGACAUCGACUUCCAUGUUCCAUCUGAGUAUUUAACCAACAUUCACAUAAGGGACAAGCUUGCUGCAAUCAAACUGUCUCGUUAUGGAGAGGACCUGCUGUUCUAUCUGUACUACAUGAAUGGAGGAGACCUCCUCCAGCUGCUGGCUGCAGUAGAGCUCUUCAACCGGGACUGGCGGUACCACAAGGAGGAGCGGGUGUGGAUCACGCGGGCGCCGGGCAUGGAGCCCACUCUGAAGACCAACGCCUAUGAGAGAGGCACCUACUACUUCUUUGAUUGUCUUAACUGGAGGAAAGUAGCCAAGGAGUUUCAUCUGGAAUACGAGAAGCUUGAAGAAAGACCCCACGUGCCAUCCACCUUCAACUACAACCCAGCUCAGCAAGCCUUCUGAGAGACUUCCUUCCCCUCGUACCCAAUCCACCAUGAGAUCCUAGACCUGGUUACUCACAGCAGACAGACGGACAGACCUACAGACAGACAAUGCCGGUGUGGCUGGCUCAGGCAUCCUGCUUUUUAUUCCUCGACGAUCGACCAUCUGGCAAAUUGACUUUAGGCCAAAUGGAGGGAAACCCGGCGACCAUUUUGGCUCCGAGCAGGUCCUUCUUCCCCGAACUGAAUGAUGUGCCGCCCAAUCAGACGCUGGUUUCUCCUUUUUAAUCUUUUUUUUUCUUUUCCUCUUUUUCCUGACCUUUUCUCUUUGUUUUGGUUGGUUGUCAUUUUGAAAACAUUCACAACUUUUUGUUUACACCUCAUUCAUUAGACCUCCCCAUUGGUCACGGAGCACCAUGACAUCAUAAUGCACACACACACCCCCUCUGACAGUAACAGAACAAGGUUGAUCUGUCAUUAUCCAUCAGAAGUGUUGAAAGAACACGGUGACAUGCAGAUAAUACCUCAACACAAUGUUACUCCAGCAGAGUGGAAAACCCACUGACAGACUGACACAGACAAGAGGCCAGGAGAAAAUGCAAUGUUCAUAUUGUAGCUCUAUUUCGUAAUAAAAGAACACAAAAGAU
Messenger RNA from Salmo salar (Atlantic salmon), 2388 nucleotides. The record is from RefSeq and is a predicted model, not a curated record. Lineage: Eukaryota; Metazoa; Chordata; Actinopteri; Salmoniformes; Salmonidae.